Messenger RNA from Spirometra erinaceieuropaei, 2023 nucleotides. The record is from the annotation of a GenBank genome assembly. NCBI's taxonomy places the organism in Eukaryota, Metazoa, Platyhelminthes, Cestoda, Diphyllobothriidea, Diphyllobothriidae.
AUGAUCGCCAUUCAUGCACUGCUACUGCUCUUUGUCGCAAUGAGCUUGGGGCUCUCUCAGCCUUACAUCACCAUCAUCAUGGAAUACCACAAUCUAGCAAGGAAGUCCGUGUACCCUGGCGCGGCAGACAUGCAGACAAUGGUAAGUGAAUUCGCUUAAUCCAAAAUGUCAAAUAAACUAGAUAGGGCAUUCUUUGGAGGAACAUUUCCUACUUUCAUAUUUGUCUUUAGACCUACGACACAAAAUUGGAAAAACUGGCUGAAGAGUGGGUGAGCCAAUGUGUGGACGACCACCCAACGUCGGAAAGAUAUAAGCCGUACGGGCAGAAUUUAGCGACUGCGGGAAAUCGAGACCCCCUCGACAGUCUACACGUUGCAAUGGCUCUGUGGUAUGCAGAGAGAGCAAACUAUCUUGGAAAACAAAAUUACUGCUCCAAAGAGCCCUGUGCACACUACUCCGCGGUACGUCUAUUUCUUUGGCAGAGUUUCCAACAUAUGAAAAAUCACUUUUGUUAAUUGUAAAAUUUUCCUUUUCGCUGAUAUUCAAUAUCGUGUCAGACUAUACUGCUAGAUUUGUUGCAGGUGGGCCUUCUUCUGUCUCACUGUAGAUGAUUUGGUCAAACACAACCAAAGUAGGCUGUUCCUACAAUAGAUGUGACGGUAUAUUCGGCAUGAAGACGUAUCUGUGGGCAUGUCAGUACUAUCCCAGGUAAGUUGAAUGUACGAUCAACUUCCUGUCUGCGCCUUAGGCAGAAAAUUUGGGCAAAUUGCAUUCAUUUAGUUUAGUACUGUUAGCACAUUUAUAAAUUUAGAAAGAGAGACACGCUUUUUUGGAACUAUCAUAUUUAAAUUUUUUAAAAAAUACUUUUAUUUGCAUUGAAAAAAUUGGUUACACAGAACACGUAGCAUAAAAGUGCUUCAUGCGAUAAUUUAUGGCACCUCGAAAAAUCGUCGGUGAAUAAUUUCCAAAAUCCGCGUCAAAUUUCACCUUUGUCAAAACGAUGCCAAGUCAAUGCGUAGAUGACUCCAUUACCGUGGUCAAGACAUGCGAAGAGAAGAAAAAAUCGGUAUAUGACGUGUAAAAUUGGGCAGAGCAUGCAAAUAUAAAAAAUGUCGAUAAGAAUACAAUAGAUCAGAAAGUGGCGGUUCAGUUGAGAAAGCUCGCCAUGUUUGCACAAUCUGGGCUGCAACGCGUUUCAAGGUUAAACUUGCAAUCGUGAUAGACAACAAGAAGCGGACUCUUUCGACAGUCAGCAGACGAAGUCUAGCCUAGGCACCAGUUAUUCUUAAUUCAGCCCUCUAUGGCUUUACCGACAAUGCGGCCCGAUUAGCAGUGAACGCAAUACAACACUGCAUAUUAUGCUGUGCCCUCAUUUCGUCUAAAAUACACAGAUGCUGCUUGUUUGUCAGAGCAAUAGGAGAUCAUGUUGCCGGGGACAGGGAAAGUUAAAUUGUGUCCAGGUAAAUAAAAGGACACAAAGCGCAAGUGUUGGUAAUGGAGGAAAUUGUGUAAACUGCUAAUCUAAGAUUUUUGUCGCGACGACGAAUGCCUAGGCAGAUUUAGAACUGCAAGUCCGUUGGCAGAGGAAGCGAGCAAACUAGGGAAUGUAUUUUAAACUGUUUGUUCAAAAAUGUUGGGUUAACGGCAUUCACAGUAUUUUGACCCAAAGUUCUUACUUUAGUACUCUACGCAAUAAAAGAAAGCAAUGUUUAUCCAAGGAUUUUCUAGCCAUAUCGGAAAGUUUCUAUUGUAUGAUAAAGAUGCGAUUUGCGAUAUACGCAGUUGAGGAAUCCGUUGGUUAACGGUAUUCCUUUAUUGCUCGUGAUAGUUAAUUGAACAAGCCUAACAAGUGGACAUGUGCGAAACGAUACAUUACAUAAUGUAUUUUCGAGUUUACUUAAUGAUCCCGCUGUUAUUUCUAAAUUUCAGAGGAAAUUGGAUAGGUGAGGAGCCGUACAAGAAGGGCGACGCCUGCUCAAAAUGCCGCCGUGGACAGAAAUGCAGACUGCGUCAAUGUCUCUAA